UGUGUUCGCACCCUGUCCUUCCUCUCCAGCUCUCACAGCAGAGGAUUAAACAGUGAAGUUAAGCGGAGUGCGCGCGCCUGCCCUGCUCUUAUGUUGAGAGAGGAGACUGCGGGUCGGACUAUCCAUCACCUUUAACGCUGAACCCGAUGGAGCUGCUUAUGACCGUACACAAUUUGGACAUGGAAUCAGAUGGAAAAUGAGUCCAGUGUAUAAACUGCACUCAGCACGAUCUUAACACUGAGGAACUUUUUUUUUUUUUUUCUGGCGUCGUUUGGGAUUUGUUCUUAUACUUAAACCGUGGCUUGAACGUGGGAACUCAAAAUGAGUAACAUCUACGAGUCUGCUGCCACCACGCUGGGCCUCUUCAACAGCCCAUGUCUGACAAAAGUGGAGCUCCGUGUGGCCUGUAAAGGAAUAUCUGACAGAGAUGCUCUGUCCAAGCCUGACCCCUGUGUCGUCCUCAAGAUGCAGUCCCAUGGACAGUGGUUUGAGGUGGACCGGACAGAGGUGAUUCGCAGCAGCAUCAGUCCGGUUUUCUCCAAAGUCUUCACCGUGGACUACUAUUUUGAGGAAGUACAGCGCCUUCGUUUUGAGCUGCAUGACAUCAGUAGCAACCAUAAUGGACUCAAAGAGGCUGACUUCCUGGGCUCCAUGGAGUGCACACUCGGACAGAUUGUAUCACAGAGAAAACUGUCCAAAGCUUUACUGAAGCAAGGAAACACAACUGGCAAAUCAUCUAUCACAGUCACAGCUGAAGAGCUGUCUGGGAAUGAUGAUUACGUGGAGCUCGCCUUCAGUGCCAAGAAACUGGAUGACAAGGACUUUUUUAGCAAGUCAGAUCCAUUUCUGGAGAUCUUCAGAGUGAAUGAUGAUGGCACAGCAUCACUGGUGCACAGAACAGAGACCAUUAUGAACAAUCUCAGUCCUGUCUGGAAAUCAUUCAAAGUUUCUUUAAACACACUCUGCAGUGGAGACCAUGAGCGGGAGUUAAAGUGUACAGUAUGGGACUGGGAUUCAAAUGGCAAACAUGACUUCAUAGGAGAAUUUCAAACCACUUUCAAGGAGAUGAAGGCGGCCAUGGAUGGGAAGCAGGAGAAACUACAAACUGAUCUUGGCCAAAAGAUCCAAUGGGAGUGUAUUAAUCCUAAGUACCAAGUGAAGAAAAAGAAUUACAGAAAUUCUGGAAUGGUAAUUCUUACCCUGUGCAAGAUCAUUAAGAUGCACUCUUUCCUGGAUUACAUCAUGGGAGGAUGUCAGAUUCAGUUCACAGUGGCGAUUGAUUUCACCGCCUCAAACGGCGACCCUCGAAACAGCUGCUCCCUCCACUACAUCCACCCUUACCAGCCCAACGAGUACCUCAAAGCGCUGAUCGCUGUUGGGGAGAUCUGCCAGGACUACGAUAGCGACAAAAUGUUUCCCGCUUUUGGCUUCGGAGCUCAAAUCCCACCAGACUUCAAAGUUUCUCACGAUUUUGCUGUCAAUUUUGAUGAGGACAACCCAGAAUGUGCUGGUAUACAAGGUGUUGUUGAGGCUUAUCAGAACUGCCUCCCGAAAAUCCAGUUGUACGGUCCCACUAAUAUUGCUCCCAUCAUCCAGAAAGUUGCCAACUCUGCCUCCGAGGAGAUGCACACCAAAGAGGCCAUGGAAUACUUCAUACUGCUAAUCCUGACAGAUGGAGUGAUCACAGAUAUGGCAGAUACACGAGAGGCCAUUGUCCACGCCUCUCACCUGCCCAUGUCCGUCAUCAUCGUCGGCAUAGGCAGCGCAGAUUUCAGCGACAUGCAGAUGCUGGACGGUGAUGAUGGAAUCCUCCGCUCUCCAAAAGGAGAACCCGUCCUGAGGGACAUCGUGCAAUUUGUGCCCUUCCGCAACUUCAAACAUGCCUCUCCUGCAGCGCUGGCUAAAAGUGUGCUGGCUGAGGUUCCCAAUCAAGUGGUGGAUUACUACAAUGGAAAAGGCAUCAAGCCCAAAUGCAUGACAGACUUUGAGUCUUCCAGAGCGUUCAGUCCCUGAGCUACGCACAGCCAUAUUUGUCUCAACUUCAAGAUAUCUUCACUGAUCAUUUCAGAGCUUGCUGUAUUAAUAUCGGAAUCGACAAGCAGGUCCAUCCUUGUUGUUUUUUUUCACUCAGGUUUCCAAUUGCAUCGGGCAGAAAUGUCCAUAUUUUUUACCCAGUUGUUAGUUAUAUUAAAGGUGCACUCAGUUAUUUUUAUUUUGGUUUCCCUGGAUAAUAUGGCAUAAUAUCAUCUUGGACAUAAAGUCUCCUUUAGCGUCUUCGUUAGAGGGCCUGGUUCCAUGCUGGAAACACUGGUUUGAAUUCCGCUUGGAGCAAGAAUGAGUAGAGUAGAACCAGAGGGGUUAUAUUGGUGCCGUGACCCGGAUGGGAGUGAGGUUUAGGGGCGGUGAGUGUAACAGAGGACAGUUUCUUAUUUCUUUAUCUGAUAACACAGAAGUUACUAAGAUAAAGUGAGUUGUAUUCAGUUAUGUGAUCUCAACAUGGCCGCCCCCAUGAGGUGACCUGCUCUCUCGUGAGAUGAUUUUAAACAUUUAAAAAGUGUUAUGUGUAAAAUGUGGUUGAAAUCACUGAAUGCACCUUUAACAUAACAUUGGGAUAGAUUCCUUUAAUUGCAACCAAACCAACCUGCCAGCACAUUUUAAUCUGCCAUCACCUACUCUGUGUAAAUAGAAGGAAAGCCGAAAGAAUGAAACCUUCAACUGGACCGUCUUCCUUUAGAUUCAGAUGCCAGACUGAUUCCAAGUUGCAUUUGUUCAUAAGUGUUGGCUUUUGUUAUCUUUUGUUCUGUUAAUAUUAUUUACUGUUAUUUUUGGUGGACCUGCUAUAAAAGGGCUAUAUAGUCCAAUAUAGCAUAAUAUUCCAAUGCGUAAUAGUUUAGGAGGCAAGUGAUUAUUGGAUAUUGGCCAGUGCAUGACCAAUGCUCAGUUAGUAAACACUGUUAGUCCUUUAUAAUCCAAAGUGCAACCAUUUUAUUGUUUUAAUGAAUUUACCUGCAAAAAGUUUGUGGUUAGUAAGAAUUUCAUGUUUUUAAAAGAAGUUCCCUAUCCUCACCAAGGCUGCAUUUAUUUGAUCAAAAUACAGUAAAAACGGUAAUUUGAUUAAAUAUUACAAUUUAAAAUAACCGUUUUCUAUUUGAAUAUAUUUUAAAAUUUGUUCGUGUGAUGGCAAAGCUGAAUUUUCAGCAUCAUUACUCCAGUCUUUAGUCUCACAUGAACCUUCAGAAAUCAUUCUAAUAUGCUGAUUUGGUAAAAUAAAAAUACAAACGAACAGUAUUUAUUUGUAAUGGAAAUCUUCUGUAGUAUUUCAAUUGUCUUUAUUGAUACUUUUAAUCAAUUUAAUGCCUCCUUGCUGAAUAAAAAUAUUUGUUCCUUUCUUACCCACCCCAAACUUUUGAACGGUUGUGUAUUUAUUUUAAAACUUAUUUUUAAUGUGAGGCCUUUAUGACUUACAAUUGUUACAUACAAUUAAGUGUAUUGUAUAUAGCUCUAUAAAAAAUGCAUAUUUAUUUGAAAGCAUGUGGAAUGGAUUCAGUGAAUACAGUAUUUAGGCAUUGUUUGUUUUUGUUCUUUUCUACAGGUUUCUUGAUAUUUGUUUUGCAGAAUUUCUUAACCUAAUCUAAGUCAUUUCAAAUAUUUGGAAAUAGUAGAUGUGUAUUUCUGGUGCUGUCUUAGACACAUUUCUCAUUUCCUUUUACACAUUUCUUUCUUUCUUUCCUUCUUCCUUCCAUUUGGAGCGUGUGUGUGUAUGUAUGCUUGCUUACUACCGAAACCAGGACUGUAUUUUGCAUGUUGCCAAUAAAAAAUGUU
This is a messenger RNA of Onychostoma macrolepis, 3822 nucleotides long. RefSeq names its product copine IVb (gene cpne4b). Gene Ontology annotation, biological process: cellular response to calcium ion. Bases 322 to 2013 code for a protein of 563 amino acids. Gene Ontology annotation, molecular function: calcium-dependent phospholipid binding. The transcript is spliced from 17 exons. NCBI's taxonomy places the organism in Eukaryota, Metazoa, Chordata, Actinopteri, Cypriniformes, Cyprinidae. Gene Ontology annotation, cellular component: plasma membrane. The record is from RefSeq and is a predicted model, not a curated record.